UGAGAGCUUUCUAUUUCUUUUAAGAUGUUGAAUACAUAAAUUAUAGAUGUACAUAAUUUGUCUUAUAUUCUUGUUUUCUACGCAGUUUCGUUCAAGUCUCAGUGGCAAGUGGUUCAUCUUGUUCAUGUAUCUAGCUAAGUCAUGGAUUUUAGACUUGUUUGGAUAUUUACCUGCACAUGUUUUUUAAACGUUGUUUUGGUAAAAUCCGAAUUUGACAUAUACGGACAUUUUAAAGUACUGAGACAACACCACAAUUUGAAACAGUGUGCGGUAGAAGAGCUCCAUCAGAAUGGUGUUGGUGGACGUAUAUCUGACCUGACAGGUGUGUGCGAAGUCUUGUCUCAUUCUUGGGGUAGGAACCCAACAAUAGAACCUGGAUAUGGAUAUGUGAAAAAUAUUUACACACGGAAAAACUUUGAACCAGAGAUUGAAGUAGAAAAUAUGGCCUUGACAAUUCCUGGUGUGUUGAAUAUAGGGGCAAAACUGGAUAUACAUUUCAGAUGGCCAAAGAACGAGUGGAAGUCCGACACGAUUUCAUUCCAAUUAAUCGAAGCAUUGAGAGAAGAGUAUUCGGACACCGCUGAUUAUGCGAAAUUAUUGGUGAGUGUUGAUGGCACUGGAGGAUUUUCCUACAUCGAACAAACAGAAAAUGGCGCUAGUCUUGGGUUGACGUUUAGUAAUGUGCCGGGAAUAGUUCCAUCAGCCGAGUGUAAGAUUACGUUUGUAGCCCGGAAAAACUUCUUGCAGAUUCUAGUUGAUGACGAGGUUGUAAAUGAAAGGAGUUUGGAAGUCGUCCGUCUCGACUAUGUCAGACAAGUCAUUAUUAGAAAAUAUACAACUGGCAAUACAAUCAAGAAAAAUCUUUUAUCACUGCGUCGUUUUGAGUUUACUGAAGCGUAAUUUUGAUACGAACUUCAACAAUGAUUUUUGAAAAAGAUAAUUGAAGGUUUCAGUGCUUUCAUGUCGUAUUUUGAGGUUAUAAAUCAAUUAUCAAUUUAUCUAAAAAAAACAAAAAACAACAACAAAAAAAAAAGAAAGAAAAACAACAUCAACAACAAUAAAAAAACACAAAACAUUGGGUAGUAAUUUUUCAUCUGAGCAAAUGGCUUACUUAUUGAUCUAAUAAGUUUGUUUAACCAGAACACACAAUAGAAAUUAGUAAAGCCUUACUAAGAACUUAAUACAUUUGAUAUGUCGUAUUACCGAAGAAAGUGAUAAUAUAUUUAAAGGCUUUCUGUGAAAUAUUCAACAUUUUAAAAAGAGAUCAUUUGAAAGAAUAAAACAUAAAGAAGUAAAAAAAUAGCAAACUCGGUUUGACUGAGUCUGGAAAAGAGAGAUAAUGCAAUGUGUGACACCCGUUACGUCCGAAAUGGAAUUUCAUUAUAAUAGAAUUGAAUAAUUACAUGAUCCCAAGGAACAAUAAAGCACUUAAAGGCCUAGAUUCACUUCUAUAUAAGGGUUCCCCACCAAAUCCAAUAUACAACUCCUAUCUUUUUUGCUGCUUAUCAGCGAUUAUGUAACAGUAACUGAUUAGAGGGCAAUUAGCACAGCAGGGACCCCAACUAGACCAUGAGGAUGUGUGCAGUGGAGUUGAAAGAAAUUAUUUUUUCUUCAGUAAAUGUGGAAUGAUAAUAAUAAUAAUUAUUAUUUUGAUAUUAUAUAGAUGAUAAUAACUAUUACUUUAGUGUUAUAAUAAUGAUGAUAAUAAUAAUAAUAAAAAUAAUCAUAAUUAUUACUAUUAUUAUUAUAUAAUCAUAAUUAUUACUAUUAUUAUUAUUAUUAUUAUUAUAUAAUCAUAAUUAUUACUACUAUUAUUAUUAUUAUUAUUAUUAUAUUACACAUAGGAUGAUAAAAGAUACAGUAAUAAUAUUGAAAAUAAUAAUGAUAAUAAAACACAAGUAUAUAGUGUAAACUUCAUGAGUUCUUUCACAGUGCUGACAAACAAUAUUUUUCGAACUGGGCAUUGAUUUUCUUGUAUUCAUGUAAUCAACAUUAUUUGAAUAUACAAUUAUUGUGUUCCAUCUGUACUCAAAUUUCAUUUUCAGUAUGUUGCCAGAAGUGACCUUUUUCAUGCUUUGCUUUGUAACUAUGAAAUGCACAGUCUGUUUUCAAGUUAGACAAAUGUUAUUUACAGUAUUCUGCAAGCUUUAGAUGAGUGAAAGUCACAUUUUUCUGAAAUAUCACAAUUCUCCAGACACAAUUUGAAAAAAUAAAAACUUGCAUCUUUCUUUAAGUAAGUUUCUCAUUAUUUCAUUAUUAGGAAAAUAAGUUUCUGAUUAUUUUAUUAUAAUUGUGUUUGAUCAACAAAUAUUUUUCUUUACACAGAAAUCCAAAAAUAGUAUAACUUAUAACUUAAAAAGUUAUCAAUUAUUUAUUAAUUUAAAAUAAAUUACAUUGUUUCCCCUUCUCACUAACUGAUACACUUGUAAGGUAGACUGACUCUCCAAUAAACAAUGACCCUUGUUUAUUGGAACCAUACUGUGAUGGGCAUUAGCCCCCAACUGUGCUGGUGAAGAUAGAAAUCCCUUGGCCCACUGCCAAAAUCUAGGCCUUUAAGUGCAAGUUCGGCGAGAUAUUUAUCAGCCGGUACACGUCACUUCAGGAGUGUUUACUAUUAUAACAGUUAGUAUGUCAAAAGAUCAAUUUGGAGCAACGAACGGAAAGAAAGCAACAUAAUCAUUGCAGAUUCGGUUUAACUGAGUCAGUUCAUUAACCAGCAUUUAUCUCUUUGAAUAUGGUAUUAGUCUUGAUAUUAGUCAAUAAUUUAAAAGUUGUAGAUAAGUGGCGAAUUUUCAAAAAGAAAUGUUGAUAAUUAUGAUGAAAGAGAAGAAAUAGGGGUUACACUUUGUGCUAUCAUUCAAUGACAGUUGUGUGUUUUAAUUCAAAUAAAAAUUCAAAUCUGCAUUAAAUUGUGGAUAGACCUCAGAACUUUCAAGAGAGCAGAAAAGUGAUUUUAAAUAUAUUAGGAAUGAGAGCAAAUAUGUUUCAUUUAUUAUUUAAAUAUUACAGUCGUUAUCAUUAAACGAACUUCAGUACAUCCAGAUUUUGGAAUCAAGUAAAUAGACAGAAAUCAAUUUACAAGAAGAAUUGCAUUUUAUUGACUGAAGGCAAUAAGUGUUUGUUUAUCAACAGGAAAAGGUUAAUAAUUACCCCUAAAAAUAUUUCAGUUAAUAUAAGACCAAAAUAGCAUCUUUUUCUUAAGUCUUUUUAAUAAUUUUCUUAUAAUCACGUAGCGACAAACUAAAGGUUUCUGAACAAAAUUCCAUUUCCAUAACGAAUAGUGAUUACUGUGUUAAUGUUUUCAUACUUUUUGUUGUUUAUUAUUUGUAUUGUAUACUUAACUGAGUUUGUGUUUGACAAAAUAUCAAUAGCUCCGAAUUAUAUCCAUUUGAGUUUGGUUUGUGUAAUCUCAGUUGCAUAGAGAUGACAGAAAGAAGGCAAUGGCCAUUAUUGAUAAAUGACAAUCUGAGAAUGUAUGUGCUAAAGCAUCAAACACUGAAUCAGGAAAAAUCAUAUUCCUCAGUUUAGUAAUUCUAAAUAAAGUAAAAGGAGAAAUCUUUAUCUGAGAAAUUUGUAAUACCCGUCAAAUUUCAAUUGCACCUCAAGACUAAGUUUCAUAUUCAGCAAUUAGUGAGGAAAAUUAAGCAAAAAGUAGAUCUUUUAAUAGAUGUUAUUCCUGAACCUGACGUGAUGACAUAGGAAGAUCCGAUUAACAUGAUAUGAGCCGUGCCAUGAGAAAACCAACAUAGUGGCUUUGCGACCAGCAUGUAUCCCGACCAGCCUGCGCAUUCGCGCAGUCUGGUCAGGAUCCAUGCUGUUCGCUAACAGCUUUUAUAUUUGUAUUAGACUUUGAAAGCGAACAGCAUGGAUCCUGACCAGACUGUGCGGAUGCGCAGGCUGGGCUGGAUCCAUGCUGGUCGCAAAGCCACUAUGUUGGUUUUCUCAUGGCGCAGCUCAUAUGUUAAUCUGAUUAACACAUAUCAAUGUUUAUAUCUUAUAUUGCAUGGCAAAGUAGUGUCAGAAAAAGUGCUGUAUGAUAAGAAUACUUAUGCAAUUGUUGUUCAUCCUCUUUACUUAACUUUAGUCAUCUUCAAAUUGCUUCAUGUUUUCUGCAAUAAAUAUUGUAAAUGAACAAAUGUGAAAUCAAAACACUCCUUGGUAAAAUGUUACCAAGAAAACUCUGAAUACUUUUGAACAUGGUGAAAAUUAAACAUAAAAGUAAUAGAUUUUAUGCUAUAAAACUUUUAGUUCUUUCCUUACAUGACACAGAUAGAUUAAAUUAAUACGAAAGAUGAACAUUCCAAACGCAUGCCAUUUAAACAAGAGCAAACAUUUUGUAGCUCUUAAUUUUGCUAUUUCAAAAACGUUUAAAAAUGUUUUAUAAUUAAACUAUUUAUGCCUCUAUACAUCACCAUUUUUUACUUCGUCAUCUACAAGUUACUAAUAACAUUGUAUAUGAAUUUCAUUUAGCAACAAAUCGGUAAAGUACUUGUUAAAAUUUGCAAUGAAAUUUGUAAAAAGAGACUAUAGUUCAUUAAUAUUCUAUAACUGGUUCAUCUUCUUUCUUGUUUAUGUUUCAUGUUUUUUACUAUUUUUAACCACCCAUUACAUUGUUUACAUGUUUAUUCCACUUGUUGUUUUCUGUAAUUGUUGUUUGUUUUUCUAAUACUUGAUUUUGAAUUUGAAGAGAGACACGUCCUUUCUUUCUAUAAGCUCAUUUGUAAAAAUCUAGUUCAUUUCUACGUGUGGUAUUUUAUUCAGAAAUCAAAGGAAACUCAAAUAUGAGGUAGAUAUCUUAAUGUAACAAAUGUUAAAAAAUGAAAACUUGUGAAUCGUCCACUACAAAAGUAAUUUACAAAUGAGGAAAGUUAAACAAUUUUUCUUUCAACUAUCAAAUCAUCUUAUUUUCCUACAUGGCAUAUGUUCAGGUAAGCAGAAACCAUAACAAGUGCAAGUGCAGCUUGGUAUUCUAGGAACAAAUAAAGCUCUUCUCUUCAUUUUGCUUGCCAAUGAAAUGCAUAUUAAUAACAUGUAUAUCUAAGCAUUAGUAAGUAUUUAACUGUCCGUCAGUUUACGUUUUAGGCCAUAGUUUUUCACGUUUCAACAAAAGCAUCGAAUGUUGAAAAUAACAUAGGCCAUUAACAAAUACUUUUUAGUUGAGACUACCUUGUUUACAUUGUAUUCCAAUUUCUUGUUUACUAUUGCAUACUUUAUUGAUUAACUUUGAAUUUGAAGUGAAUUAUAAUCAUUUUUCAAUGACAUAGGUAACAAUAGUUUGUUUUCUUAUUUUAUUUUUUACCAUCUUACUCAUUUAAUCAAACAAAACUCGAAUGAACUCAAGAACAUGUUUUUCUGUCAGAACUUUCUGUAAUUAAUGAAUUCUAUCAUUCAUAUUUGGUAGUUAAUGUGGAAAAUUAACAUCAAAGUGUUAUAUUAUAUGCUAUAAGAUUUUUCUUAACAAGGCAUAUAUAAACCAAAUUUGUAUAGCAAAUAAAAUAUUCAGAUAUUUUGUUUAAUGAAAAGGAUAAAUUUCUUCACAAUCAUAACAUCUGACUUCGAAAAAAGUAAACAGAAAGAAUUCAACCAAAAUCUUGCUGUAAAUACUGCAUUACAAUAAUUUUAAUGUAAACUUGAGGAAAUUUAUGAUCUAUCGUUUAAUUCAAUUUUGAAAGACAAACUCUAUGAAAUAAGGGAUAUUCCAAAUGAAACAUGGAAAACGAUCAAUACCAAACAAUUUCCUAUUUCGUAAACGUUUGUAGGACUCAAGAGUUUUGUCAAUAUCCGGCUUAAGUGAAAUUUAAUAUUGUUGCUUUUGAACUACGUUUUAAAAUUCUCAGACACUUGAGAAAAUGAAAGGUAUACAAUACAUGUACAAUUACUUGGAAGAAGUUGAAACACAAAAAGAAGGGAUCAAUAUAUUUUUACAGAUUGAGAAACAAAGAGUUUAUAUAAUUUUGUAUGACCUAUGAAUCUGUUUGAGACUAUUUCUUAUUAUCCACUCUGUAAAUAAAAAUUAUUGUGAUGUUC
This is a messenger RNA of Mercenaria mercenaria, 6027 nucleotides long. RefSeq lists its product as uncharacterized. The coding region runs from base 142 to 900 and encodes 252 amino acids. The record is from RefSeq and is a predicted model, not a curated record. Lineage: Eukaryota; Metazoa; Mollusca; Bivalvia; Venerida; Veneridae. The transcript has 6 exons.